ACAUCAUUCUUUGGCUCAGCCACCUAACUAUCCUACUCCAAAAGUCAUGGAAUCUGCCAUUAACGUGCUCGUUUCCCAGUUCAAGACUUACGCAGGGAAGGAUGGCUCUGCAAACACUCUGAGCAAAGAAGAGUUUCAGAGCUUGGUCACAUCCCAGUUACCAAACUUUGUAAAGAAUGCCUCUGACCCAGCCACCAUUGAUCAGCUCAUGAACUCAUUGGAUGCGAAUAACGAUGGAGAGCUGACGUUCCUGGAGUUCUGGCAGCUGAUUGGCAGUGUGGCGAACCAGCAUGGCACCGUCCACUGCAAUGAUUCCCAGCUGGAUUUCUGGUGUGAAACUACCAGAAAUCAUACUGUUGAUUUUACAGCAGUAGAAAACAUUAGAAAUAUCACAUCUGUGAAUCAUCUCAAAACUCAAAUGUCCUGUUUAAAGUAGCCAAAUAAGUUCGUCCCCUAGUUCCCCUCCUCCAGGUACACGCCCUUU
Sinocyclocheilus anshuiensis is the source of this 484-nucleotide messenger RNA. RefSeq names its product S100 calcium binding protein A11 (gene s100a11). The record is from RefSeq and is a predicted model, not a curated record. Gene Ontology annotation, cellular component: perinuclear region of cytoplasm. Gene Ontology annotation, molecular function: transition metal ion binding; calcium-dependent protein binding; calcium ion binding. The transcript is spliced from 4 exons. The coding region runs from base 47 to 436 and encodes 129 amino acids. Lineage: Eukaryota; Metazoa; Chordata; Actinopteri; Cypriniformes; Cyprinidae.